Messenger RNA from Sclerotinia sclerotiorum 1980 UF-70, 792 nucleotides. RefSeq lists its product as hypothetical. Bases 1 to 792 code for a protein of 263 amino acids. The record is from RefSeq and is a predicted model, not a curated record. Gene Ontology annotation, molecular function: phosphatase activity. The transcript has a single exon. Lineage: Eukaryota; Fungi; Ascomycota; Leotiomycetes; Helotiales; Sclerotiniaceae.
AUGGAUGGACUCCUCCUCGACUCCGAAGACAAAUACACCAUCGUAACGAACACUCUCUUGAAAAAAUACAACAGACCUCCACUUCCUUGGUCCAUCAAAGCACAACUCCAAGGACGUCCCGCAGCCUCCGCCACCGAAAUCUUUUUCAAUUGGGCCAAUCUCCCAAUUUCCAGAGAACAAUAUAACGAAGAACAAGAAUCGUUAAAGAGAGAAUUAUUCCAAACUUGUAUGCCAUUACCUGGUGUAACGAAAUUAUUAGAAGAUUUGGGGAUUGCGAGGACGAAAGCGAAGGAAGGGGAGAAGGAGAGGAAGUUACACAUUGCUCUGGCGACGAGUAGUCAUAAGGAAAUGUACGAUGCGAAAACUAUGAAUCAUGUGGCACUUUUUGAAGUCUUCCCUCCACAUAGAAAGGUUUUGGGUGAUGAUCCACGAAUUGGGCCUGGACGGGGUAAACCUGCUCCGGAUAUUUAUCUGCUAGCGUUGGAUACUAUAAACCAGAGUUUGGAAGAAGGAGAGGAGCCUGUGAAACCGGAGGAAUGUCUUGUAUUUGAGGAUUCGGUACCGGGUGUGGAGAGUGGAAGAAGAGCGGGAAUGAGAGUAGUAUGGUGUCCGCAUCCGGAAUUGAAGGGAGAGUUUGUAGGGAGGGAAGGAGAGGUAUUGGCGGGGUCGACUGGAGAAGGGGGAAACUUGAAGGAAGAUGGUAUUGUAGGAACAGUAGGAGAUGGAUGGGGUGAUUAUUUGGAGACUUUAGAAAAUUUCCCAUAUGAGAGGUAUGGAAUUUUGGUAAAGUAG